Molecule: messenger RNA, 2315 nt
Organism: Dalotia coriaria
Lineage: Eukaryota; Metazoa; Arthropoda; Insecta; Coleoptera; Staphylinidae
Exons: 7
Coding region: 1-2004 (667 amino acids)
Source: RefSeq, a predicted model, not a curated record
AUGGCGACUGGUACGAAACAAGUCAUCGACAUCUUCACAAACUAUCCAAACACGCAGGAAGUCUUGAAGGAUUACAAUAGACUAUUAGAAAGUCGACAUUUGGAUGUAAAUCCACCAGACUCGUCGGAAUUUCUAACCAAAACACUCAAAAUGAACACCCAACCGGAAGUAGGAAAUAUACCAAGGACUAUCACGGCCAAAGCAAGCACACAAAUUAAUUUCGACACCAGAAAACAAGAAAAACACAAAGAAAAAGAAAAAAGAGAUGAUUAUUACGGUUACCAGAGCGGCCAUUUUGAUAGCGCUGACGAUAACUACUGGAACCACUUCCACGACUAUACUAAUCACGAAAACACCGAAAAUAUUAACUCCGAUGAUGUGCUAGAGUCAGAAUAUGGAACUUUUGAAUCAACACAUCAAAAUACAGAAAAUUAUCAAAAUAAUUUCGAUUUACAAGCGCAGGCAUCGAUAAAUCACGUGUCUAACCCCACAAAUCUACUAGAUCUUAACAAUUUUAUGGAAAUUGUAUCACAUAGACCCUCAUUUUAUACAGGGUCUUCCCUAAGUCCACACAGUGGUAACAGAAGAAAUAAAACAAUAAUCCUACCGCCUGAUUACGUUGAUUUCACCAUCGAUGAAGAUAAACACGAUGACCUUGAGAGUGAUUUCGGUGAAAUUGUCUCCACGACCAUAGAUAAACAUAAAAAACGCAAAGAAAAGACGGAAUUACAAACCUCGGUGAAGCUGCAUGAGGGAUCUGAGAAGUUCCUCUUGGGGCAUGAUUACGGGCCGUUGGAGACUAUAAAGAACAAAACAAAACACAUCGCUAAUAAGUUUCUGAGCUUGUUUACCGUGAUACAAUUCGCGAAUUUCAAGUGUCAGGCGAAUUCGGCGGUGAGUCAAUAUGAGGGCACUUGUUAUUUGGCUUCGGAGUGCGCGGAGAGGAAUGGAGUCGCUAUGGGGAUGUGUGCGGAGGGACAUGGCGUCUGUUGUGUUUUCCGUGGAACUUGUGGAGGCGUAGGAUCAAACAAUUGCACCUAUUUCGAGUCCCCAGGAUACCCGAAUUAUUUCCCGCAAGAUGGCGGCGUGGUUGUCCCCACGUCAACCACAUCCAACCCUUUAACUCCAGAUCCACGUUUCCCUAGCCUACAAUUCUUAACUGUUGAGAGUCGCCAAUCCGAAACAGCAAAUGCAUUAUCCUGUAUUUUCCGUGUUUAUAAAUCAUCAGAUAACGUGAGACAAAUGCGCAUCGAUUUUAUUGACUUGGAAUUAUCCGGACCGACGAAUGGUGUUUGCGUGAAUGAGUCACUGAUUAUCAGUGGCAGUGGAUUAACCAGUGGCGUGCCUCCUAUAUGUGGAUACAACACAGGCCAACAUGUGCUUGUGGAUGUUAGUAAUCUAUCCGGACCUCUACAACUCGCUGUGCUGGCUAAUGUAGUAAACCGCAAGCGUUAUAAAAUAAGAAUAUGUCAAUAUACAGACGGAUGUAGCGGUUUGAUGAAUUGUCUACAGUCAUAUUCGGGCGUGACUGGCACAAUUCAAAGUUUUAAUUAUGAUCAAGCAGCGACAUUGAGUAGAAGCAUGCCUGGGUAUUUUAACAAUCUGAACUAUGCAAUUUGCAUACGACGCCAGCCUGGAUACUGUUCGAUUACAUACACGAAUAUAGGCCCCAAUGGAGUUGUAUACCCUUUUCAGCUUCGUAAUUUCGAUGAUGAUGGCAGCCUGACGGUGCCGGCCGGCCAAGCCGGUGCUGGCGUGAUUAACUGCCCGGAUGAUUACAUCGUCGUGAAUGGUAUACGGCUCUGCGGUGAUCGUCUCAACGAUGGUUCUCUCAUUGAUGACUUCUCUGCCAACGCUCCAGUCACUGAUACAAGCGGUGGUCCGAUCAUAAUCCCGGUGAGAACGAACGCAGCGAGUACCGGUCGUGGAUUCAAGCUGUUCUACACACAAAAUCCUUGCUCGACGAGCGGAGGAUCAGCCGGCACACCAGAUCCACGUAUUUAAACAGUUUUCACUAUAAAUCACAAUGCAAUUCGGCUUGGAACACAGUAAAAACUUGAAAAAACAACGGAACGAAAUGUACACUCAACGGUUAGGGCAACGGUUAGUGUACAGUAGCAGGCAAAACAGUUUGCAUGCUGCCAACCUCAGGAAACCAAAAAAUUCAAACAGAAAAACAAAUAUUUAUUGUUAUUUAUGUUAAAAUACGUUUUAUUUAUGUGUUAUAUAUUUAUAAAUUGCUUACAUUUAAUUUUGUUUUGUUUCAAUGUGUAGAAAUGCCAUUAAAAUGAUAAAAAUAAAUUUAAUUAUUAAAA